UUAAGUAUUAUUCAUCAUUUUUUUUAGUCCUUUUUCAUUCUGCAAUCAUUAAAGAACAAAUGAGAUAACAUUUGUAGAACCAAGUAAGCUAAAGUGAAGCAUGGCUUCUGUUUUCUCUUCUUCUUUCCUCUGUCCACUCAAAACCACAAAAUUAAGAAUAAAGCUUCAAACUUUACAGAGUUCUCAAAAACCAUUCUUGAUAAAUUCACUUCAGUUAAGAGAACUUGACCCAAAAAUCCCACAACCAGUUCAAACAUUCUGGAAGUGGCUAUGUGAUGAAGGAGUUGUAUCAAUAAAGACACCUGUAAAGCCAGGAAUUGUAGCAGAGGGUUUAGGAUUAGUUGCUAACAGAGAUAUUUCAAAAGGGGAAACAGUUUUAGGAGUGCCUAAAAGGUUCUGGAUCAACACAGAUACAGUUGCAGAAUCUGAAAUUGGGAAUGUGUGUACUGGAUUAGAACCUUGGAUUUCUCUUGCUCUCUUCUUGUUGAGAGAGAAAUGGAAAGAUGAUUCCAAGUGGAAAUAUUACAUGGCUGUUCUUCCAGAGUCUACUGAUUCCACUAUAUAUUGGUCUGAAGAGGAGCUCUCUGAGAUUCAAGGAACUCAACUUUUAAGCACAACGUUGAGUGUGAAAGAGUAUGUGCAAAGUGAAUUUCAAAAAUUGGAAGAACAAGUCAUACUUGGUAACAAGCAGCUUUUCCCUUUUCCUAUAACCUUGGAUGAUUUCUUCUGGGCAUUUGGAAUACUCAGAUCAAGGGCGUUUUCCCGUGGUGGGAUUCAAAAUCUAAUGCUGGUCCCCUUUGCUGACCUGGCAAACCACAGUGUCAAAGUGACCACAGAAGAUCAUAUCCAUGAAAUUGGGGGACCAGCAGGUCUGUUCUCCUGGGACUUGUUAUUUUCUUUUCAAAGUCCAUUGAAACUGAAGGCUGGUGACCAGUUUCUUAUCCAAUAUGGCUUGAAUAAAAGCAAUGCUGAUAUGGCUAUUGGCUAUGGCUUCAUCGAACCAAACUCAGCUCGUGAUGCAUUUACAUUAACAUUGGAAAUAUCAAAGACUGACUAUUUUAAUGGGGACAAGCUGGAUAUAGCAGAGUCAAAUGGCCUAGGAGAAACUGCUGACUUUGACAUAAAACUUGGACAAUCUCUCCCUCCUUCUCUAUUUCCAUAUCUUAGGCUGGUUGCCCUUGGUGGAACUGAUAAUUUCCUAAUAGAAUCAAUUUCUGGAAAUGCUGUUUGGAAUCUUCUCGAGUUGCCUGUCAGCAGAGCAAACGAAGAGCUCAUAUGUAAAGUUGUACGAGAUUUAUGCAGGUCUGCACUUUCUGGAUAUCACACCACAAUUGAAGAGGAUGAGAAACUGAUGAAGGAAGGGAACCUCAGUUCAAGGCUUCAGAUAGCAGUAGGGGUGAGAGCAGGGGAGAAGAAGGUUUUACAACAACUCGACGGUAUUUUUAGAGAAAGAGAACUGGAACUAGAUGAAUUAGAGUACUACCAAGAAAGGAGGCUUAAAGAUCUUGAUUUUGUUGGAGAGCCAAAGUAAGGAACUCUCUGCUGACCUUAUGACCAUUCUAGUUGAGUUAUAACAGCUUGGACUUCAAAGGCAAAGGCGGAUCUAGAAUUUUAAGUAUAUAGGCUCCUAUAAGAACCUCAACUUAGCUAUAUGACUUCUCAGCACACAAUACAAAUUUUCUCCAAGUACCCUUUUUUGGGCAUGACAAUUAGAUAAAUGAACAAACUGUUACAUCUUUUUGCUCCACAUUUUAGAGCAUUUGAUUGUAAAAAAAGGUUAUAUUCCUGUAAAAAACUGUGGUAUCAAGUACAAUCAACACUGUCCAACUUGUGGAAGAAAGUAAAAACAUAUGAACAAAAUGAAUGAACACAUUAACAUG
Solanum verrucosum is the source of this 1880-nucleotide messenger RNA. Its product is annotated as ribulose-1,5 bisphosphate carboxylase/oxygenase large subunit N-methyltransferase, chloroplastic-like. The record is from RefSeq and is a predicted model, not a curated record. NCBI's taxonomy places the organism in Eukaryota, Viridiplantae, Streptophyta, Magnoliopsida, Solanales, Solanaceae. The coding region runs from base 101 to 1531 and encodes 476 amino acids. Gene Ontology annotation, cellular component: chloroplast. The transcript is spliced from 6 exons. Gene Ontology annotation, molecular function: protein binding; [ribulose-bisphosphate carboxylase]-lysine N-methyltransferase activity; protein-lysine N-methyltransferase activity. Gene Ontology annotation, biological process: peptidyl-lysine monomethylation.